Molecule: messenger RNA, 4211 nt
Organism: Thecamonas trahens ATCC 50062
Lineage: Eukaryota; Apusomonadida; Apusomonadidae
Product: MHC_I family protein
Exons: 2
Coding region: 1-4170 (1389 amino acids)
Biological process (GO): Golgi to plasma membrane transport; exocytosis
Cellular component (GO): exocyst
Molecular function (GO): protein binding
Source: RefSeq, a predicted model, not a curated record
AUGAGUGGGGCAGACGAGCUGUUUGAGGCCAUUGAAGCUGGCGAUGAGGAGGGGGUGGAGGAGGCCAUCGACGACCAUGGCCUCAAUGUCAACACACUGCUGGAUCCGCUAGCCAACACUCCGCUACAUGCUGCUGUACGGGCGGGGUCCGAAUCGGUUAUAUCGCUGUUGCUCGAGACGUAUCGCGCUGAUGUCACUGUUCGCAAUCCGGUCACUCUCGAGACCGCUCUGCAUGUGGCGGCUCAGUCGGGCGAUGUGCGUGCUGCCAUGACCUUGUUGGGCACGCGCGGUGCGGACUCGGUGCUGGAUGCUCGUGAUGAGUACGGUGCGACGGCGUUGCACUAUGCUGCGCGUCUGCUGCAUGCUGAUCUCGUGGAGCUGCUCCUCGACGCCGGCGCUGCGCCCAACAUCCGCGAUGAGGACGAGGCCACUCCGCUUUCGCUGGCCCGCGCCUCGGCAGCAAGCGCCCGCCGGAGAGACGAGGCCGAGGCUGCGCUGGCGCUCAUCGAAGAGGCCAUUGCGCUUGAGGGUGGAGAGGUGUCGGACGAUCCGCCGCCGGCCCCUGAGCCUACCGCCCGUAUCACGCCGCCGCCCGCGGUUGAUCUUGACCCGAGACCCACGCCUGAGCUCGCGCCCACUCGUGGUGGCGACAACGAGCUGUUUGCAUUUGUGAAGACGGCUGAUGUCAACGAGAAUGCGUCGGAGCAGGCACUUAUGCAGCAGCUGGACUCGGUCUCCGAGCUGAAGGGCGAGCUGGCCAUGUUUGCGCAAGUCCUUGCCACCGUCUCGCCCGAGUUUCGGGUCGACGACUUUAACGCGCUCCCAAUUGUCAUCGACAUCAUCAAGAACCAAGACGCCGAGCGGUAUGCCAAGCUCGAGUCGUGGGAUGCCAUGUUUGACAAGAUCAUGAGCAUUGUGGUCAAGCGAUACGACGAGCCGCUCAACACCUCGAUUGCCAACUUUGGCAAGGUUGCGUCGUCGGUGGCGACGGCGCAGGACUCGGUGGUGGCGCUCAAGGACUCGCUGCAGUCGAUGAAGUCGCUCCUCGCCCUCCGCACGCGCAAUGUCAAGCGACUCUAUGCAUCGACGCUGCAGCACAAGGAGGAGCUCCGCAUUCUUAAGCUCGUCCAGGCCAUGGUGGCAGUGCCGGCCACGCUUGACGCGCACAUUGCCGCGGGUGAGUACCGCGCUGCGGUGCGGACGCUCAACGCGGCCAUCGCCGACAUGUGCUCUGAGGACUUGCAGAACGUCGGGGCGCUCAACGAGGUCAUGCGCACGCUCUUUGACAAGCGGACCGAGUACUACACGCUGCUUACAGGUGAGCUCAUCGACGUGCUCUACCUGCACUCGGUCCCCAUGGCAGCUGGCAGUGACGAUGCCGAGCCUGCCGAGCGCAUGGCCGAUCUUGUGGGCGCACUUGCCGAGCUCGAGUCGCUGUCGAGCGCGCUCAAGCUCCUCGGCUCGACGCUGCAUGGCGAGCUCAAGCGGAUUGUGGGUGCAGGCGUGGUCGAAGUGGCCAAGGUGUGUGGCGGAAGCAGGUGCGAGUCGAGCAGUGACGCUCCGGGAACAGUGCUGGAGGCCGGCGGAGUGUUUGCGACUCGAAUCCCGCUGCAGGUGCUUAUUGGCAUGAUAGCCCGACGGUUCCGGACGCUGCUGGCGAGGUUCGACUUUCUUCUCCACGCGCUCGAGGAGGCGCUGGUCCGCGGCUGGCUGGUCCGGGCCGAGGGCGAGGCUUCGCUAGUCCGGCCGGUUGCAGUUGCCACGGUCGAUGCCGAGACUACUGUGGUCAAGCUCGACGUGCUCACCUCGGCCAUUCCGGGCUACUCGGCUCUUUUUACGCUCAGCGACGUGUGGGCGGCGAUGCAGCUCGAGCUCGAGCUCCUGCUCUGUGACUACCUCGGGCUGCCCAAGUCGGCCAUCAAGCUGCUCGACGCACAAGUGUCGGGUGACAGUGACGACGGUGAUGAUGGCGGUGGCAAGGCGGUCCGCAGCGCGGAACGGGCCGCGACUGUCGCGGCCCGCGGCUCGGGAUGGCUCCGCCGCCGUCGCCAGUCGCUGGCGCCGGGUUUGCUGGCGGCCGACAAGGAACUGUUCAAGUUUGAAAGCACCCUGUACGACGACGGAACUGGCAGCAGCGAGGCCAGGGCCGGGCCAGAGCUCCUUGUAGCACCAUCGGCGUACAACGUGGUCGGGAUGUACGUUCCGGUGAUGGAGCUGCUGGAAGCUUGUUGCACCGAGUCGGGGCUCUCGGAGCUUGGCAACGGCGCCGCUCCUGCGCCCCGCAGCGAGAGCUCGCACGUCUAUGUGCUCGAACUGAGCUCAGUGCCAGAGGCGAUGCAGGCAGCAGUGGUGCGGGCGGACGACGACGUGGAGCAGCUCACCGCGGCGGGAAUGCUGGACGGAUGUGUCAAGCUCCACACGAUGUGGCGGGCAGGUCAGUCCACAAGCGCUGGCGGCGAGGCGAGUGGUGCGGCGAGCAGCGGAGGCAAAUUGCUGAGCGGUCUUGCCAUGCCGGGCAGCCGGGCGGCACAGAGUCACAUGUUUCAGUUUCUCUACCACUUUGUUGAGAACGAGAUGCUCGAGCGUGUGGCAGCUGACUACGAGGCGCGGGCAUGUGCGGUGAUGGACGGACCAGACGCGUUCACGCCGCGGGGACGCGAGCCACGGCCGCGGUACGAUCGGUCAUCGCCGCGGCGGCCGCUACUUGUGUCGAGCCUCGGGGUGCAUGCGCUGCUGCUGGAGCUCAAUCAGAUUGCGAUGGCGCUGCCGCAUCAUGCUGGACGAGUGGCACAGAUCAUGGAGAGCAUCGUGCUGCAGUACUGGGAGCGUUGUCAGAUCCGGUUUGCCGAGACAGUGUCGGAGACGGCGGUGGAAGAGCUUCUGUGUAUGCGUGAGCUCGUGGCGCACUUGACGGCCGAUCCGGGGUGGCGGCGCGUGCAAGCGCAGAGUGUGGCGGUGCACGGUGCGUCUGGGGCGUGGGACGAUCGGUUGGGCCGGACGGUGUGGGUCGACGCAGGGCUGCGGCUGGCCGAUGCCGGGUGGCUAGUGGCCGACCCGCAGCGGCCACGAGGCGCGGCGAGCGAUGCAGGACAGGCGCGCGCUGGCGAGCGGGCCAAGAGUUCGCGCGCGUUUGUGCAGGAAGAGCUCGCGCUGAUGGACCGCCUGCUUGAAAGUCCGCCGGGUAAGGCAGCUCUGCUAGGCGGCGAAGGCGUCAUCCCACUCCUCGCGGCGCUCUGUGACUCGACCGAAUGGCUGGCGGGACGAAUCGAUGCGCUCGGAUACGGGGCCGGCUCUGCAGCUGUGGAGACGGCGUACGACCCGCCGCACUCGGUCAUGCUCUGCUCUAUGCAUGCGCGCGCAAGUGAGGUCGAGGAGCGCAGCGUGCGGCGGCGCGGAGCGUCGCGGCUGGCGGGAGUGACACGGCCGCUGCGGGCAUGGCUUUGCAGAGAGAUGCCGAACGCCGCAGGUGGCGGCGCGGGACGGUCGGGAGUGGUGUCGCGCGACCGGGAGGCGCGGUGCUGUUCGCGGGCUGGGCUGGCGGUUGCACUGGCGGGAGCAGCACAUCUUGUGCGUUCGCAGGCGUUGGCAACUAACCUUGCGGCGCUCUCUGACAAGCUGCGGGCGCUCUCGGAAAAGGUUGUGUUUGCGCUUCGGCUAGAGGUCCGUGUCCGGUGCUACCACCACCUGCAGUCGAUCCGUGAGGUGCGGUACGAGGAGGCGUCGCUGGCCACGCAGCCUGACGCGUUUGUGGUAGAGCUGAACAAGGAGCUGACGGCGAUGGCGACCGAGCUGGCGGCGUACAUGUCGGUGAGCAAGGUGAGCUACGUGUUUGGCGGAGUAGAGGCCGUCCAGGGUCGCAUUCUGGUCGGCUCGAUGGCGUUUGUGACGCAGGUCUCGACAGCCGGCAUCGGCAAGCUCGAGCGCAACGUGGUGGCACUGCAGCAGACACUCUCCUCGCUGGUGGCUGUGGACGAAGUUCACUACGAGCGAGCACGGUCGUACUUUGAGCUCCUCAAGCUCUCGAUCAAGAAGUUCCUGUCGACAGUCUCGGACGCGUCGCUCGACUUUAGCGCCGAGGACUUUCGCCAUGCGCUCCGCAUCAUCAGCGGCGGGAGAGUGGUCGAGAGCGCAGUGGAGAUCCUGGAGCGGUUGCUCCAGCAGCAAGCAUAGGCAGGUCGGUAGGCAUGUUGUAAAGCGGCUCCGCCACGGCA